UUGCAUCUUUAUCUUCCCCUGAGAACAGCUCGUUUCUACAACGCCAUCAGACCUCUUGUAGAGCAACCGCAGUUUCACGAUGAAUAAAGCAAAGUUCACUCCGUCCUCCCUGAAGAGUUCCCGUGGCGCGCUGCACCUGGCGCAGAUCGUGGUGUGUGUGGUGACGUUUGUGGUGGGCUACAUCUGGGGUUACCCGUCACACACCUACUGGAUCUACUGCAUGGUGAUCUGGGGUUUGUGUCCCGUCAUCACACUGGUCAUCACCAUACUGGAGAUGUUCCUCAUCCACAAGCUGCUGGCGUUAUGCAUGGACUGGGACGACUUCACGACCGGCAUGGCCAUGAUGUCCUCGCUCUGCACGUUCUCGUGCACGGUGAUGUGCGCCAACUUCUACAUCUGCCGGAAGUGCAUCUGGGGCUGGAUGGUGACGAUCCUCUCCGCGGUGUGUUGCGCACUUUACUGCCUGGAGACGUUCAAAGAUAAAUGUGAUGCGACGCGCUCUGCAACAUAUGUAGCUGCGCUUCCUGGCUUCAUUAAGAUUCUCGAGGCCUUCGUCGCCUGCAUCAUCCUCAUUUCCCUCAUCGGUUAUGUGGGUAAACCGGCUCUGCUGUGGUGCAUCGUGGCCUACGUCAUUCCUUUGCCUCUAACCCUCCUGAUCAUCAUCACCAACAUCUUGACCAAGAUAAGGAACUGUCUGCCCUUCAGCAUUGAUCGCUUAACCAUGCUUUUCCUGAUUAUAUCGGUUCUGUUGUACAUCUCUGCUGCAAUCCUCUGGCCCAUCUACAGCUUCAGAGGAAACCCGCGGCCCAAAGACUGUCCAGGGCACAGCUGCGUAUGGGGCAUCCAGUUUGUUGUGACCUUCAUGACCUAUGUUAACCUCGGCCUGUACAUCAUUGACCUUGUCUUCACUUGCUGCGGAAUUUGUGGAUUUAGACGUUCUUAAUAGUAUCACCCCUACAAAAAGAGAGAGAUUGGGUUCCCCUAAGAACCAUUCAUGGAAGAGUUCUUAAAGGGAUAGUUCACCCAACAAUUUAAAUCAGCCCUUGAUUUACUCACCCUGAAGCCAUCUUAGACGUAUAUGGAAAUUUUUCUUUCAGACGAAUACAAUCGGAGAUAUAUUAAAAAACGUCCUGUCUCCUCCAGGGUUUAUAAUUAAAAUUUGAAGACCAAAAAAGUGCAUCCAUCCAUGAUAAAAGUGCUCCAUAUGGGGAUUAAUAAAGGCCUUCUAAAUGAACCAAUGGGUUUUUGCAAGAAAAAUAUCUAUUUAUAACUUUAAAAUCGAAAAUAGCUAGCCAUUUACUAGCCAUUAUAAAGCUUGGA
Messenger RNA from Pimephales promelas (fathead minnow), 1320 nucleotides. RefSeq names its product myeloid-associated differentiation marker-like protein 2. The record is from RefSeq and is a predicted model, not a curated record. NCBI's taxonomy places the organism in Eukaryota, Metazoa, Chordata, Actinopteri, Cypriniformes, Leuciscidae. Gene Ontology annotation, cellular component: membrane.